AUGAAUCUAUCUGAGAUAGUGGAGCAAGACUAUGAACGCGGUAUAUCUGGCGAGGAACGCUCUUUUAUAAUCGGCGAUCUAUGGCCAGGCGGGAUCCUCAUUGACUCUUCGGACCCGUCCGCUUUAAUGCCCAAACUAGGUGUGAUUGACUGGGAAUUCUCGGGCCCUGGCCGCGGUGUCAAUGGGGAUAUGGAAGGCAUGAAUGACUCGUAUCAUGCGCGCAACCUCGCCAAUUAUGGCAAUUUAUGGACUCUGGCGUCCUCCACGCCAUCCGACCCACCACCUCCAACCUCUCCUGUCGCGCGCAGAUUUAGAUCUGCCAUCAUAAUUCAUGGACGCGAGAUCAUCAACAAUGCAAUUGGAAACGAUUGGAGUGGAUUCUGUGCGGAUCCAGGAGAUGAGAACGAAAAGAAUGGGCUGGUACGGUCCUUGGUUCGAACUGGAGUCCAGCUUCUACGUUUCGCGGGGCAUACCACGGCAGAAUUUGUCGACAGGCAAAAUUGGAAACAGCUUCUACACAGUACGGAGGCGAAAGUCAUAGUCGGAUUGUUUUUGGAUGGAUGUUAG
Molecule: messenger RNA, 567 nt
Organism: Blastomyces dermatitidis ER-3
Lineage: Eukaryota; Fungi; Ascomycota; Eurotiomycetes; Onygenales; Ajellomycetaceae
Exons: 2
Coding region: 1-567 (188 amino acids)
Source: RefSeq, a predicted model, not a curated record